Lepus europaeus (European hare) is the source of this 6314-nucleotide messenger RNA. Its product is annotated as protocadherin beta-11-like. NCBI's taxonomy places the organism in Eukaryota, Metazoa, Chordata, Mammalia, Lagomorpha, Leporidae. Gene Ontology annotation, cellular component: plasma membrane. The transcript has a single exon. Gene Ontology annotation, biological process: homophilic cell-cell adhesion. Gene Ontology annotation, molecular function: calcium ion binding. Bases 3676 to 6162 code for a protein of 828 amino acids. The record is from RefSeq and is a predicted model, not a curated record.
GCUGGUUGCUAAAUAGGCUCUCAUCAUGGAACUUUUUUCUUUUGAAAUUUUCCCGUUUUGAUCCUCUUUUACAAGAUGCACUAUGUUCUUCCUUAUUCAGCUAACAUACAUCUCUCAUUAACUUCAAAAAAUGGAUGCAGAGAAGGUAAAAAAAAUUGAGACCUGGGAUCAUGAAGUUAUCUUUCUUUUUCAUUUGAAUGAUACUUUGUGUGUAAAAUUCUAUACUGAAACUUUUUAGAAGAACUCUAAAGCAUGAUUCCUUUUCCUGACUGCAUGUGGAGUUUAUUAAAAGGAGGGACUUCAAUUUCUUUUCGUGUGAUUUUUUUUUUCUUUCUGGAAACAUUGAAAACCUUUAGUACUGGCUGCCCAUUAUUCACUGUUAUGGUCACGUGGAUGCAUGACAUGUUUAGAGUGUCACUUUCUGUUCUGAGAAAUGUUCUUGUUUUGUUCAUAACUUCCCCCUUGACUUUUCUAUGGUCUUACUUUAAUCAGAAUCGCACUUAAAUGUUGGACCUCUAGGAUUGAUUGUGUAAGACUUCCAUUUCUUUCAACAUUUACCCUACUUGUUUGGACAGUGUAUUAGAUCUCCUUCUUUUUUUGAGCUUUUCUUCUGUAAGUACUCUUUUGGAUUCUGGUUUUUAUAGUAUCCUGUUACAGAUUUAUAAAUGUGAUAUCAGCUCACACUAUAAUUUAUUCUUUUAACUUUAUUAUGCAAAAAUGCAUUACAUAGUGUUGUUAUAUUCAUUUUUAAAAUGAGAAUGAGUCAAGGGAAGUUAAGAAUUUGUCCAAAGUUAUGAUGCUAGUAAGGGGCACUUAAGUUUUUUUUUUUUUUAAGAUUUAUUUAUUUAUUUAUUUGAAAGAGUUACAGAGAAGGGGAGAGGGCAGACAAAUUUUCCAUCCACUGGUUCAUUCCCCAAAUGGCCAAAACAGCUGGAGCUGGGCCCAUGCAAAUCCAGGAGCUUCUUCCAAGUCCCUCAUGUGGGUGGCAGGGAUCCAAGCAGCUAGGACAUCUUCCACUGCUUUCCCAGGUGCAUUAGGAGGGAGCUGGAUCUGAAGUGGAGCAGCCAGGUCUCAAACCAGCACACAUUUUGGAUACCGGCACUGCAGGCAGAGGCUUUACCCACUAUGCCACAGUGCUGGCUCCUUGGGGCAUUACGUCUUAAUCUAUUCUUAAUCUUAAUAAUAAGAACACAUAUUUCAUGUACUUACUAUUAAAAUUAGAUGGAUAAGGGCCAGCACUGUGGUUUAAGUGGGUAAAGCUGCCGCGUGCAGUGCUGGCAUCCCAUAUGGGCACCAGUUCAAGUCCUGGCUGCUCCACUUCCAACACAGCUCUCUGCUAUGGCCUGGGAAGCAGUGGGAGAUGGCCCAAGUCCUUGGGUCCCUGCACCCACAUGGGAGACCUGGAAGAAGCUCCUGGCUCCUGGCUUUGGAUUGACGCAGCUCCAGCUGUUGCAACCAUCUGAGGAGUGAACCAGUGGAUGGAAGACCUCUCUCUCUCUGCCUCUCUUUCUCUCUCUGUGUAACUCUGCCUUUCAAAUAAAUAAAUAAACCUUUAAAAAAUUAAAUGGAUAAAUGCAUAUGAAGCACUUAGAAUAAUGGGUGGCACACAGUGAGUACUAAAUAAUUAUUAGUAGCGUUGAUUUCUCAAUUAAAUUUUAUUUAUCUGAAGAUAUUAAUCACACAUCUUGAAAGGCUUUCUUCUACUUUCUAUGUUAUAUCUGGUUUCUCUUCUUCCUUUUUCCCUGUGGUGGUAUUGGUGGUUUUGGCAUUUGUUUCAUGUCAUCUGCAUUUCCCCAAUGUCUUGUCAUCCUUGCUUGUCUUCUGCUUUUUAAGAAGUAUGAUAUGUCACAGUGCUGACACUUUACUCUGUGAGUGAAUGGGGUCUGACACUGGCAAGGAUUCACUCCAUUGUAACUCUGCUGCAUGGGGCUCUUACCUUGGAAGACCCUGAAACAUCUGUAUAUGUACAUCUUUAUUUGGUCCUUUCAUCUUCUCUAGGGUAGGAUUCUAUGAUACGCACUGUUUGGGGGUCAGGAAGGCUCAGGUGUACACCUUGCAUCCAAUAAUGACAGUAUUGCAUGGCAAAAGACUGCAUGAAAAGAUUUUGCUUAAUUUACCUUCCUUAUUUUUAGUUUCACACCUCACAUUUGCACUGCAUCCUACCAGGGUCUCCAAGACUAGGGAAAGUUCUGUUUAAUUUCUCAAGAGAAUCAGUUUUCCAUUGCCUAUCUUAGAAUUACCUUCCUAUUUUGGUAUGAUGGUGAGAGUAAUAGAGAAUUAAAUUCUGCCAUAUACCUACUUUUUUAAAAAUAGCUUUUUGUCAGUCCUUAACUAACUUCAGUCUUCUUAUUAUCUGGUCCCUCCAAAUAUAUACCUAUAUGGGAUUACUUGAGACAAACCCACUUGUUUCUCCAGUGCAGGAACGUUAAACAUUUCUUGGAACUGCUACAUUGAUUUGCUUUCUGUCAUGAAAAAAAUGUGUUUACUUGUGCAUUCUUAGUCUUUGUUAGUUUGCCUUAUUCCUUGUCAUUUUAGUGGGUGUUUUAAAAGGAGGCGAAAUGACUAUAUCUAGUCAGUUCAUGUAAUUUCCAAUUUCUACCUAUUUGUGCUGAUUGAUUUUUCAAUCAUGUAUCUAAUUUAUAUUUUUUGAACUGUAAUAUGAACCUAAAACUUUUAAAUUUUCAAUAUUUUAUAUCUUUCAUCAUUUUUUUAAGUAUACGUUUACUUUCUCCUUUAGUGGCCAUCACUGAUGAGCUCCUUAGCAUCUGUUCCAAAUGUCUUCUCUCAGUAUGUAGUAAUCAGGCACUUUGGCUAGGACUGAAACCACUCCAAGCUUAGAAGGUGGCCCCAGACACCAUUAAAUGAAACUAGCAUUUCUUUAUGAGAAGCUGGAACGACAGUAUGGAUUUAUGUAGUGUGUUCCGCCACAACAUUUCACUUCAUUUUCUACCAAUGCACAAUUCAUUGCUAUUAAGGAACUCUCUAGAGAUGCCUUCUCGUGAUAUAGCAGUUCUCUGGUAUGUGCCGUCUCAUGGUUCACCCAGUUUCACCCUCUCUGAGAGAACUUCCACAGUGAGGCAGGUGUACUCUUUCCUUCCCAUGUGAGUCAGGGAGGUGGAGCCAAGACGGGAUUUCACUCAGCUUGACAAUCAGUUACACCCUCUAUGUUCCUAGUUUACAGUCUUCUCAGAGAGAUUACAAACUGCUGGAGACUCUAGGCACAACUUGUAUUUCUGUUUUCUUAACAACUAAGCACAUUUGGUCGUGUGAAGAGCGGGGAGGAAUACUUCAUAAAUGUUUUAAAAUAAAUAAGUUUAUCACAAAAUAUAAAGAAUAUAGACUAUUUAUUAUGAAAGGUAGAAUGUAUUUGUAAUCAAACACAGUAACAGCAUUUGUUUCCAGAGAACCUUUAUGUGAAUAGAAUUCAGGCAGCUUUCAUCAAACUGUGAAAAUCUGUGGCGUCGCAUGGUGGCGCUGCAGGAUAAGAUCGGGAAAAAACUAAACCGGAUGACGCUGUGGAUGCGCCCAGGGCACACAAAAAGACUGACGAGCCAGGCAUCAGGGGCGACCUGGAAGCCAUUCAGUAAGGCUCAAGUGCUUAGGCGUCUGAGGACUUGGUGGACAAAUUAGAGGUCCGCUGCAGCCAUUCUUCAGAGAGCGUUCGUGACGGGAGCCAUGGAGGACGGAGGGGCAGGCGCUCAGCGGACCAGGCAAGUCGUGCUUCUCUUUGUUGUGCUGGGAAUGGCUCAGGCUGCCUCUGAGCCUGGGCGCUUUUCGGUGGCCGAGGAAGUGCACAGUGGGAGUUGUGUGGGCAAUUUGGCAAAGGACCUGGGCCUGGAGGUGGGUGAGCUGUCCUCCCGGGAAGCUCGGGUGGUCUCUAACGAUAACAAGCAGCCUUUGCGGCUGGACACAGACACUGGGGAUUUGAUCCUCGGCGAACCGCUCGACCGGGAGGAGCUCUGCGGCUCCACGGAGCCCUGUGUGCUGCACUUCCAGGUGAUAAUGAAAAAUCCUUUGCAGUUUUUACGGAUUGAGCUUCAGGUCAUGGAUAUAAAUGACCACUCUCCCGUCUUCUUAGAAAAAGAAGUGCUCCUGGAAAUCCCAGAAACUAGCCCUGUUGGUGCUGUGUUCUUACUAGAGAGGGCACAGGAUUUAGAUGUUGGAAUCAACGCUGUGAGCAGCUACAUGAUAAGCCCCAACUCUCAUUUCCACCUUAAAAUGAGAGUCUAUCCAGACAGUGGCAAAUACCCAGAGUUAGUCCAGGACAAGGCGCUAGAUUACGAAGAGCAGCCCGAGCUCAGCUUCACCCUCACGGCUCUGGAUGGCGGGUCUCCGCCCAGGUCCGGGACUGCCCUCGUUCGGGUGGUGGUCGUGGAUACUAACGACAACUCCCCCGAGUUUGAGCAGCCAUUCUAUGAAGUGAAGAUUCCGGAGAACAGCAUCCUUGGCUCUUCAGUUGUCACUGCCUCGGCUUGGGAUUCUGACUCGGGAACAAAUGGAGAAAUAACCUAUACCUUUUCCCAUGCCUCAGAGGAUAUUCGCAAGACGUUUGACAUUAAUCGAAAAUCUGGAGAAGUUACUCUAACGGGACCUUUAGAUUAUGAAACAACUCAAUCGUACUCAAUCAUCAUUCAAGCCACAGAUGGGGGUGGACUCUUUGGGAAAUCCACAGUCAGAAUUCAGGUAAUGGAUGUGAAUGACAACGCUCCUGAGAUCACCUUGUCCUCAAUUAGCGGCCCAAUUCCAGAAAAUGCGCCUGAGACUGUGGUUAUGGUCUUUAGUAUCCGAGACAGAGACUCUGGGGACAAUGGGAAGAUGGUUAGUUCCGUGCCAGAGGACCUCCCAUUCGUGUUAAAGUCUUCAUUUGCUAAUUACUACACCCUGGUAACCGAUGGAGCGCUGGACAGGGAGGCCAGGGCCGAGUACAACAUCACCAUCACCGUGUCCGACCUGGGCGCGCCCAGGCUGACGACCCAGCACCACGUCGCGGUGCAGGUGUCCGACGUGAACGACAACGCCCCGGUCUUCAGCCAGGCCGCCUACACCCUGCUGGUGCGCGAGAACAACAGCCCCGGGCUGCUCAUCGGCUCCGUGAGCGCCAGCGACAGGGACGCGGGCGCCAACGCGCAGCUCACCUACUCGCUGCUGCCGCCGCCGCCCCAGCCACAGCCGCAGCCGCAGCCGCCCCAGCCGCCGCAGCCCGACGUGGCGGCGCUCGUGUCGGUGCACGCGGACAGCGGGCAGCUGUACGCGCUGCGCGCGCUCGACUACGAGGCCCUGCGCGCCUUCGAGUUCGGCGUGCGCGCCGCCGACCGCGGCUCCCCGGCGCUGAGCAGCGAGGCGCGCGUGCGCGUGCAGCUGCUGGACGCCAACGACCACGCGCCGGCCGUGCUGUACCCGCCGGCCAACGGCUCGGCCGCCUGCCCCGAGCUGGUGCCGCGCGCGGCCGACGCGGGCUACCUGGUGAGCAAGGUGGUGGCGGUGGACGGCGACGCGGGCCAGAACGCCUGGCUGUCGUUCGAGCUGCUCAAGGCCACGGAGCCCGGGCUGUUCGGCGUGUGGGCGCACAGCGGCGAGGUGCGCACGGCGCGGCCGCUGAGCGAGCGCGACGCGGCCCGGCAGCGGCUGCUGGUGCUGGUGCGGGACCACGGCGAGCCGCCGCUGUCGGCCAGCGUCACGCUGCACGUGCUGCUGGUGGACGGCUUCUCGCAGCCCUACGUGGCGCUGCCCGACGCGGCGGCGGCGGCGGCCGAGCCGGCGCGGCCCGACUGGCUCACGGUGCAGCUGGUGGUGGCGCUGGCGGCGGUGUCGUCGCUCCUGGUGCUGAGUGUGCUGGCGCUGGUGGCGGCGCGGCUGUGCGGCGGGGGCGGGGGCGGGGGCGGGGUGGGUGUCGGGGCGGGGUGUGCGCUUGGCGUUGGCGGCGGCGGCGUUGGCGGCGGCGCGGGUGCGGAGGGCCGCUUCCCGGGGCCGCUGCUGGACGUGAGCGGCGGCGGGACGCUGUCGCACAGCUACCAGUACGAGGUGCGCCUGACGGGCGACGCUGGGACCGGGGAGUUCAAGUUCAUGAAGCCCAUUAGCCCCAACCUUACAACCCAAUACCCCGGGAAAGAAAUAGAGGAAGCUCCCACUUUCCACAAUGCGUUUGGAUUCAAUAUUCAGUGACAAUCAUUGAUUUUAUAUUGCCUAUGUGUGCUAUUUUUGGCACUGUGUGUGCUUUAAAUUGCCUUGAUGUUGCGUUUAUAUUUUAUUGGCAUUGUGUUCUCACCUUUGUUUUUCAAUAGGCAUUUGUAGUUGUAAUGAAGUGGUUACUACCU